AUGGCCGCCUGCUCGGCGGUACCCAACGUCGCCAACAACGUCAACGAUUGCGCGAGUCGAAAUAACAAACAGCAACAACAGCAACUGAUGGAUCUCAACGGCAAGAGCAACAACGGUGGUGGUGCACCUUCACUGAGCCAGAACAAGGUAGCCUGGCAGCAGCGUCUGCUGGGCAAGCAGCUAUGCCGCUGCGCCAAGCCCGGCCUCAAAUCGUCCACCCUCGAGCUCUUGGUCAACCAGUGCGAGGUGCUGGGCCUGUACUUCAGCUUCGUCGAUCCGGCGGCGAGCUGCGACGACUUCACCCGGCAUCUCGCUCAGCUCUACGAGGCUCUCAACAACAGUGGUAGUGGUAAUAAUGUCAAGAAGAAGCUGGAGGUGGUGCACGUGCUGCUGUGGAGCGGCGCCGCGGCCCAGGAGGUGCUCGACGUCGAGGCCAGCUUUCGCGAGCACGUGUCCGAUCUGCCCUGGCUGGCCGUCGCCUGCGACGAUUACGAGCGCAAGACACGACUGACGCGCCGCUACCGCAUCAAGGCCGGCGUGCCGACCCUCGUGCUGCUGGACAACGCCACGGGCCAGGUGAUCACGCGGGGCGGCGUCGAGCGCGCCCUGGCCGAUCCCCAGGCGGUGGGCUUCCCCUGGCGGCCGGCCCAUCCCAAGCAGGCCCUCGAGGACGGCCCGCUGCUGCCGUGCGCCGGACGCGACAGCAACGAGCCGAUGCUGCACGAGGAGCUUAGACACUGCUACAAGGCCGUCUACUUCAGUGCCCACUGGUGUCCGCCUUGCAAGGCUUUCACGCCGCAGCUCGUCGAGACGUAUCAGCGCAUAAGGGAGCGCGGUCACGACUUCGAAGUGAUUUUCGUUAGCUCGGACAGGAGCGAGGAAUCGUACAAGACGUACACGGAAACGAUGCCCUGGCUGAGGAUACCCUUCGAGCAGGAGGACCGACGCCAGAGACUCGCCCGAGCCCUCGACGUCCAGGCCAUACCCACCCUGGUCAUACUCGAUCCGAGGGACAACAUAAUCACCCUCGAGGGUCGCACGGAACUGCUCGAGGAUCCCGAGGGUCUCAACUUCCCGUGGACGAGUCGGCUGGUAAACAUCCUCACGGAAAAAUAUGCGACGUCGCUCCACGACGCACCCGCCAUCAUUCUCUUUGUUGAGGGCGACGACUGCGAGAUACAGUUCGGCGAGAGCGUUCUGCUGCCCGCGGCGGAGUUGUACAGGCGCGAACGACCCGACUACGAUCCCAACUUCGACGAUCCCGACGAUCAGUUGCAGUUCUACAUUGCCCUCGACUGCGAGACGUCCGACAUACUCCGGGAAUUCGUCGGCCUCGAGGACGCGGUGCCGCUGCUCACCGCCGUGGACAUACCACGGGGCCUCUACGCCGUGAUGGAGGACGGCGCCGAGAUCGGCGUCGAGUCGGUCCAGCAGUUCGUCGACUCGUAUCGCGCCGGCAAGCUGCAGACCCACAAGAUCACUGCGGUGCACAAGCAGAGCGGCGGCGGCGACCAGCAGCAACACCAGCCCGACGAGAGCCAAGAGUGAAUGCGUUCAAUCAUUAAAAUUUUUAAUUUAUAGAGAGAAUACGCGACGAUGCGUAACGAGAGAACUAAUUAUAUCGUGUGUGUAAACUCGAGUAACCGAAUAUGUGAUAAUUGUAGAUUUUCACGAAAUUUUAGUUGACGAUAGUAUAUAAGGUGCGCGACAGUAUUUUAGCGAUAUUCCGUUAAUUUUUUCCUGUGUCUUCUUUUUUUGUUUUUUAAGAGGCCCGCCCGAUUAAUAAACUGUAUAAUGAGUUUUAGUUGUAGGUAUAUAGUGUAGCACCGCUUAAUAACAAAGUCUAAGCUUCUUUACAUCGUGUCCAGAUUGAUAAAUUCUAUAUAUGGAAAAUAUAUGAAACGGCGACAAUUAUAAUCGUGAUAUUUUUGGAAGACGAUUCAAACUUCGAAAAGAUAUAUUUGUAAAUUAAUCAGAGUUCUUAUUGUACUACUAGGAGAGAAAAAAAGCAAAGCUUCUUAUUUGUAUGCAAGCCAAAAUGAAAUUAUAUCAUAUAGCUAUAUGUGUGUAGAGGUAUGUUUGCGGACUCAGUUGUUAUAAAGAAAAAAAAUGUUCGUUUCAA
Trichogramma pretiosum is the source of this 2122-nucleotide messenger RNA. Its product is annotated as nucleoredoxin-like. Bases 1 to 1548 code for a protein of 515 amino acids. The record is from RefSeq and is a predicted model, not a curated record. The transcript is spliced from 7 exons. Lineage: Eukaryota; Metazoa; Arthropoda; Insecta; Hymenoptera; Trichogrammatidae.